Molecule: messenger RNA, 1159 nt
Organism: Adelges cooleyi (spruce gall adelgid)
Lineage: Eukaryota; Metazoa; Arthropoda; Insecta; Hemiptera; Adelgidae
Product: peptidyl-prolyl cis-trans isomerase 5
Exons: 3
Coding region: 177-839 (220 amino acids)
Biological process (GO): protein folding; protein peptidyl-prolyl isomerization
Cellular component (GO): intracellular membrane-bounded organelle
Molecular function (GO): peptidyl-prolyl cis-trans isomerase activity
Source: RefSeq, a predicted model, not a curated record
AUAUUUCCGUUCGGGUUUUUGUGUUGUGGUGGACACGAGUAUACAACAUACAACGUCACCUCACCUCGCUCACGAACUACUUAAGCUACCCACACUUGUUCACUUUUACCCGUUGCCUGUAACGGUUUAGAUCUCGCCAGCAGCUCUCGAUCAACAAUUGUACUUUGUCUCUGUGCAUGCCACCAUCUUCAUACAGAAUCAUGACUUUGGCGAAAUGGGCAAUUGUGCCGGUGACGGUAUUCGUUAUUAUCGCGGUUGUGUACAGUCAAGCGUCCGAGGACGAGAAAAGAGGACCAAAAGUCACAGAUGUCGUGUGGUUCGACAUCCAAGUGGGUUCCGACAAGCCAGAGAGAGUGGAAAUCGGUCUGUUCGGCAAGACUGUUCCCAAAACGGUUCAAAACUUUGUCGAACUAGCGCAGAAGCCAAAAGGUGAAGGUUACAAGGGCAGCAAGUUCCACAGGGUCAUCAAAGAUUUCAUGAUUCAGGGUGGAGACUUCACCAAAGGAGAUGGAACCGGCGGCCGUAGCAUUUUCGGCGAAAGAUUUGAAGACGAAAACUUUAAGCUCAGACAUUACGGCGCCGGUUGGUUAUCUAUGGCUAACGCUGGGAAAGAUACCAAUGGAUCUCAGUUCUUCAUUACUACUGUAAAAACCUCCUGGUUAGAUGGACGCCAUGUUGUGUUUGGAAAAAUUAUUAAAGGAAUCAAAACUAUUAAGAAAAUUGAAGCUACCAAAACAGACUCGAGAGACAAGCCCGUUGCUGAUGUUACAAUUGUCGAUUCCGGUCAUAAUGCCAUUCCAGAACCAUUCUCAGUUAGCAAGUCUGAUGCUACUGAAUAAAUCAAUUACCAAUUAAAAACAUUACCUGAUAAUGAUUGAGCAUUGUAUGUUAUUGAAUGCAUUAAAUGUUCAAUGGUAGUUUUUAUGCAUUUUAUAACAUCACUUACUUAAUAUUUAAGUGAGAUCAACAAAUUGAACAAAUCUAUAUUGUAAACAAAACUCAAUAGUUACACAUAUUAUGCUACUUAUUUUUUUUUAUAGUUUUAGUAAUUCGAUUUUGUAUGAUUGUUAAAAUUUUAAAGAACUAAUAUCUGUAUUUUUUUUUUUUACAAUUUUUACUUGUUUAUUAUAAAUAGUACACUUUUUCUCUACAUAAAUAA